AUGCUCAUGAAGUCACUCUCACUUGCAGCGGCUGCCGGCCUUUUGGCCGCCCCGGCUGCUAACGCAUUUCUCAUCCCUCCCGAGAUCAGCGAGUCCGACCUCAAGAUCGCCCAGGAAGUCGAGUUCGCCGAGCCCAAAAUCGCAGAGGUCCAGCCCAUCGAUCUUGAAUGCCCUGGAUGCCCGCUCAACAUCAAGGGGCGAUUUGGACAAGACAUUCAGGUCAAGACUGGACGACCAAACCACCUCGAGCUUCUGUUUGCCAUCGAGCACCGCCCUGAAGGUGGCGAUCGUUUGUUGGUGAACGACUUUGAAUUGUACCCCUUUGCCGACCCAUUCUCUAGCAAUUUGAUGGCGCCGCAGGUGUUGGAUGACGGUGCAGAGGUGGAAAAAAGACAUGAUCCCCAUGGUGGAGAAGAAGAUGGGCAUCGCAGGGGCAAGCACCAUCGACGACCGAAACCGCAGGCUCAGCGACUUGGCUUUGGGCUUCAUGUCUCCCCGGUUCAGAAGGAUACUGAUGGCAAUUUUGAGCUUAUUGAGGUUGAACUGCAGGUUAUUGAAGUCGGGUACACGUUUGUCGAGAACAUUCCCAAGGUCAGGGUCAAUCUUGUGAAGGAUCAGGAGGGUAAACUCCUCAUGACCACCGUCGAGAAGACCGCCCCCCAGACUAUUGUCGAGGUUUCCGAUGAGGACAAGCCCGCCGAGUGCACCACUCGGAUCUGCCAGCUCAUGGCUGCCGCGCACGAGAAGAUGGAGCAGCUCCGCAAGAUGAGACUUCCUGGUUGCCAUGGUGGUAACAAGGAGGGUAUGGGCAUGAGACCUGCCUUCCACCACGGAGGCGAGCACCAUCACGGCGGCCACCACGGCCACAGCGAGCCUCGCCCUGGUCGCAUGGGCAUGCGCGAGCACAGCUGGGGCAAGCUGUUCAAGAACAUCACCUCGCACAUCUUGCUUCCGGUCCUCAUCGGUCUCGUCGCUGGUGUCGCCGUUAGCUUGAUCGGUAUGGCGGUUGGUACCGUUAUUGUUGGCUUGUGGCGCUUCUUCCGCAAGCCUACCCACACUUCCCGUAGACACUCCAGACGUCACUCUCUCCACAAGGCUUCCCACAAGGAGGCCGUUGUUGCCGAGGAGAAGUCUGGGCUUUUGGCUGAGGAGGAGCAGGAUGCCCCUCCUGCUUACCAGGAUGCGGAGACCAACACCGCCGCCAAGCCCGCCGGGGAGGUGUAA
This is a messenger RNA of Podospora anserina S mat+, 1224 nucleotides long. RefSeq lists its product as uncharacterized. Lineage: Eukaryota; Fungi; Ascomycota; Sordariomycetes; Sordariales; Podosporaceae. The record is from RefSeq and is a predicted model, not a curated record. Bases 1 to 1224 code for a protein of 407 amino acids. The transcript has a single exon.